Aspergillus affinis is the source of this 1197-nucleotide messenger RNA. RefSeq names its product terpene synthase family protein. The coding region runs from base 1 to 1197 and encodes 398 amino acids. The transcript has 9 exons. NCBI's taxonomy places the organism in Eukaryota, Fungi, Ascomycota, Eurotiomycetes, Eurotiales, Aspergillaceae. The record is from RefSeq and is a predicted model, not a curated record.
AUGGAUGUUAUCGCUGCAUCGGGCACCAUCUCCUCAGACUUCGACUCGAGUCCUGUUGCUGGGUCGCCGGCGACGAGCUUAAUGUCUGAGACAUCUAGUCUCAAUGUGUCGCCACACUACAUCCAUGUGCCGGAUAUGUUCUCCUCUAUAAUGGCCGUCAAGCCCGUUGUAAAUCCCCAUUAUCACGAGGUGAAGUUCAAGGCCGAUGCUUGGAUAGCCAGAACCAUCUCCGCCAGCCAGCAAUGGGCGGCCCGCAACUCCAAAGUAGAUCUGGCGUACCUGGCCUCCAUCUGGGCCCCCUACUGCGACGAGGAGGCGCUUCGAAUGAUGGUUGAUUGGAACCACUGGGUUUUCCUCUUUGAUGACCAAUUCGACGAGGGUCAUCUCAGCACCAAUCUAGCGGCUGCCGAUGAGGAGAUCAAACAGACGCUGGCGCUCAUGGAGGAUGACGCCCCUGUCGUGCGCUCGGAGGAGAACCCCAUCCGACACGUAUUUCAGACGUGUUGGUACCGGUUGAAGAAGGUAAGGGAGAUAAACCCCUCCCUUUCCCCUGCACGUUCGACCAGCACUAACAUUUCGCCUGCGUGGGGGAUUUUAGAGAUCAUCACCUGCUUAGAUCUGCGGGAUCGGUGGAAAGAGAGACAUCAGCACUUUUUUGACGGUCUCCUUGCCCAAGUUCGGGUCCAGCAGGAGAGCCGCAUGUUCUCGCGAGAGGUGCAGGAGUAUAUGAGCAUGCGACGAAGAACGAUCGGAGCCUUCCCAGCCAUUGCACUAACAGAAUUCGCUCUGGGUAUUGAUCUUUCGAGGAGCAUUAUCGAUCACCCCUGCCUUCAGGAAUGCAUGACUGUCUCAGCGGACCUGGUGCUUCUGGUGAAUGAUAUUCUGUCAUACAAGAAGGACCUGAAACUGGGUGUCGACCACAACCUGAUCACCUUGCUCCAAAAAAAGGAUCUCUCAAUGCAGGAAGCGGUCGACAAGAUCAGUGAGAUGCUCAACAACUGCUACAGGCGCUGGUACAGUGCCUUAGCGAAUAUGCCCAUCUGGGGGGAGGAUGUCGAUCGGCAAGUCCUCAAAUUUGUGGAUGCGUGUCGCAAUGUGGCGCUGGGGAAUCUGUAUUGGAGCUUCAAAACCGGCCGUUAUUUGGGCCCGGAGGGCGAGUCUGUCCGAGAGACUCGCAUGAUAAAUAUGUCCUUCUAG